Messenger RNA from Fonsecaea erecta, 2625 nucleotides. RefSeq lists its product as hypothetical. The record is from RefSeq and is a predicted model, not a curated record. Gene Ontology annotation, biological process: protein deubiquitination. Gene Ontology annotation, cellular component: nucleus; cytosol. The coding region runs from base 1 to 2625 and encodes 874 amino acids. Gene Ontology annotation, molecular function: cysteine-type endopeptidase activity; cysteine-type deubiquitinase activity. The transcript has a single exon. Lineage: Eukaryota; Fungi; Ascomycota; Eurotiomycetes; Chaetothyriales; Herpotrichiellaceae.
AUGCCGCCUCCCAUGAGGCCUCAUCCGCAAUAUCAGCCCUUUUACCAACAGCACAUGGCCCCCAUGAUGCCACAAUACCCCCAGCACUAUCCACCGAACUGGUAUGGAUAUCAACAACCCCACAUGCAUCCUAUGCAUGGGAGGCCGCCAUAUUAUGCUCAGCUCCCUGUACCGCCGCCGCAGUAUCCCCCUGCGGCCCCCCCUCCUCAUCACGGGCCUCUGGUUGUCUCCUCCCAGCCGCACGUGCAGCCUACACCUCGACACCUUCCAGGCCCAGCGCCCGUACCGCCGCAACCAACGUCGACCGCCCCUUCUAUUACCUCAAACCCGGUUCAAACGCCGCCUUCUCCUCCGCUGAGCACCUCGAGCACCGUGAAUACAAGAAAGGAUAACAUUUCACCGGCGAUAUCUCCCGCCCCCCAGCGGGUUCAAAGCCCGUCCGCUGAUACCCUCAGCGAACCCUUUUACCCUCCAGUCCCUUGGCUGUCUGUCGAAGGCGAGGCCUUCCCACCACGAGCUCCUCGGCAGAGACGGCGGAUUCCUCGUUCCCUUGCCGCGGAACCGAAGGUCUAUCCUUUGGUAGAACCUUCCCCCGAAGAGCCGACUGCUCCAGCGGCCACUACCAAAGAAGAACCAGGACAGGAGCAAUUGGAGGUUGAGACACAAGCGGAGGAUGAGACCGCAGAUACAUCUGCAGAACAACCUGUGACACAAGCAUCGACGCCCUUGCCAUCGGAUGCUCCAUCGGAAGUCGCUUCCACCCAACCAACAACCCCCUCUUCUGCCGUUCAUGCGCCCUUGCCAAAAUCCCAGCAAACCCCGACUCAACCAAAAGCCAGGCCCGUUAGUCCCGUCCUACCAGCCGUCCCAGUCCUGCCAUCUAGCCCUUCCGCAGCGCGCGCAAGCCACCGUGAUUCAAUCGUCUCAACACAGUCAAAGUCAUCCGAAUCAGCACAACCCUCUGUAGAGACUAAGGAGCCCGAAAUCACCUUAUCAGAGGCUUCGGAGACGAAGUCCAUUUCUGAAGCUGCCGCGCCUACCGUUUCGCCUCCAGCUGCGCCAAAAUCAUGGGCCAAUCUUUUCAAGUCAAAUGAUGUGCACAGUGGCCUGUCCACGGCCUUACCUUCCAAGGCGGCCUCGACCAUCUCGGGAACCGCAAAGAGUGAGACCCUGUCUGAUGUGCUGAACGACAUGAACUCGAUCGCCGAGGCACCAACUAAGAUUUCUUUCCUCAAGCCGCGUGGACUUGUUAAUACAGGUAACAUGUGCUACAUGAACUCUGUGUUGCAAGUACUUGUUUUCUGCUUGCCGUUCUAUGAUUUUAUAGCAAAGCUGGCUGACAGAGCCCCACACACAUUCAAGAGCGACACCCCUCUCGUCGAUGCAAUUAUCAUGUUUGUACGAGAAUACCCCAUCAUCUGCUCUGCGAGCUCCGUGGAUCAGCUCCGCCUGCGCUUGAAGCCAGAUGAUUAUGAGAACUAUGGCGACUCUUUCAUUCCAGAGUACGUUUAUGCUGCAAUUAAAGACCUGCCACGCUUUCGAGAAAUGAGGAGGGGCCAUCAACAGGAUGCUCAAGAAUUCCUUGGCUUCUUGCUGGAAGAGCUUCAUGAAGAAUGUGCUCGCGCCAUGCGAUCUACAACAGCUUCAAGUUCCGGCCGAACGACGCCUGUUGGCAGCGUUUCCAAUGCUUCCGAGCACGCUGAUGGUGAGAAUGGCUGGAUGGAGGUGGGCCACAAGCAGAAGCCUGCCGUCACCCGAUCUUCAGGAAUGAUUGCGGCAGAGUCUCCUGUAACCAACAUCUUUGGUGGGAAACUUCGAUCCGAGUUGAAGGUCUCCGGGAACAAGUUGUCUGUCACCUUGGAACCGUACUCCCCGUUACAGCUUGAUAUCGGCUCUCCUCAAGUAAACAACAUUAUCGACGCUUUGAAAGGACUCACGAGACCGGAAAGCAUGCAAGGUGAUUUUUACACUCCGAGAGGAGUAAAAGCCACUGCGACAAAGCAAGUUUUCAUUGAAACUCUACCACCGGUCCUGAUCCUCCACCUCAAACGAUUCCAUUAUGAUAGCACCACGAAACGUGCGGAGAAGAUUUGGAAACGAGUCGGCUACCCUCUGGAACUGGAAAUCCCCAAGGAAGUAUUCCCUCUGCAGGUGCGGAACAAGUACACGGCUCACGGCGGCCUCCCUAAAUACCGUCUUACCGGUGUUAUCUACCACCAUGGCAAGAACGCUAACGGCGGCCACUACACGGUUGAUAUCCGCCGCCAAGAUGGUCGUGAAUGGAUUCGUAUGGACGACACAAUACUUCGUCGCAUCAGGGCUGAAGAAGUGGCGGAGGGCGGCAGCGAAGAAGAUCCGAAGGUCCUUGCUGCGGCUCUGGAACGCCACACCGCCAGCGGCAACCGCUUCGAACAAUUUGAUCAAGGAGCUGAUGAAGAUGACGCCUCCGAUAAAACAUGGAACCAGGUCAACGGGCAUUCGAGAUCGAAAUCAACGAUGAGCGCCGUGGUCAAUGGCAUUUCCACACCGAAAGAUUCAUCCGGGAAACAGACGCCAAACCCCAAGUACGCCGUCAAAGACAACAAAGUUGCCUAUCUCCUGUUUUACCAACGGAUCUCCAAUUAA